Molecule: messenger RNA, 6838 nt
Organism: Cuculus canorus (common cuckoo)
Lineage: Eukaryota; Metazoa; Chordata; Aves; Cuculiformes; Cuculidae
Gene: SH2B3
Product: SH2B adaptor protein 3
Exons: 8
Coding region: 581-2299 (572 amino acids)
Biological process (GO): intracellular signal transduction
Cellular component (GO): plasma membrane
Molecular function (GO): transmembrane receptor protein tyrosine kinase adaptor activity
Source: RefSeq, a predicted model, not a curated record
AGCGGAUCACAUCCCACCCUAGGAAAUGCCAAUGUGCCAUUUCCAAAGUAUCCCACGCAUCCUGAAAACAAAGCGGGCCGGAGGGUGGGAGUUAAAGAGAGAAGUGGGAAGGAGGAUUGGAAGCUUGUAAAGGAGAAGAAAGAAGCAAUGGUUAAAAGCUGAGCCUGGUGCAGAGCGGAAGGGAAGCGGCGGCACAUGUGUGCGCGUGUGUGUGCACUUGUACAAGGGCAUCUGCGCAGCUCUGCAUAAACAAACAGAAAAGCAGAAGUCGGUGGUAGUGAAUUAGCAGUUAGGGACUGUAGAAAAUCCAUACAGGAAGCAAAACAAAAGAGAAAUCUCAGGCCACGGGGGCUGAGGACGCUGAGAGGGCACUUUUCAAAUAGAUGAAGCACAGCAAGAAAAGUGUGCAAUAGCUGCGAGCUGGGACAGCUGCCUGUGGGAAGGAGGGCAGGCACUGAGCUCUGCCGAUCACUGGUUCGUGCUCCGAAAAAAAGGCAGAAGGUGCAAUUAUGCAUGAAGCAACGGCUGGAGGAAUUAGAAAUCAACUUUUAAGCGCGGCCACCUCGCUGGAGCCACGGCAAUGAAUGGGCACACUCUGCCAGCCGGCACGCCAGCGCAUCCCCGGGGCUGGCAUGAGUUCUGCGAGCUGCACGCCAUCAGCACCGCCAAGGAGCUGGCACGGCACUACCUGCGCUUCGCCACCGAGCACCCGCACCAUGACCUCCUGGCUGCCGAGAACUUCUCGGUGCAAUUCACCGACCUCUUCCAGCAGUACUUCUGCCAUGAGGUGAAGGAGGGCUUCGCCAUGAACCAGCUCCGCAUCCUCCCUGCUGGCCCUGCACGGGAUUACCGGGAGACGCACCGGCGGCACAUGGAUGCCUCCUUGGGCACGGUUACCACUAAAGCUGAUGCAGAGCCAGGCGCUCACCCCGAGCAGCCCAGCCGAGCCCCAGAGGCUGCUCCAGGAGGGCUCCACAAGUCCUGGAGCUCAGAGGAGCUGGCGGGACCAGCACGGCGGCCCUUUUCGCUCAGCCAGCUGCGCAGGAGCUGGCGCAGCUUCUUCCGACGCCGUUCCUCGGAUGCCAUCCCUGGGGAUGGCGAUGGGGAGGCGGUGGCGGAGGCAGCUCUCAAGCCGGGACUGGGCAAGCGCAUCCUGCCGUGGGGGCUGUCGCGGGAGCAGCCCCCCGAGGUGCGCAAGGAGGGGCUCCUCAAGUACGGGCUGUUGGACGAGACCUCCCUGGACAGCGGGACACGCUGGCAGCGCUGCCGCCUGGUGCUGCGGCGAGCGGGGACCUCUGACAACGAGGAGUACGUGCUUGAGCUCUUCGACCCACCCAAGAGCUCCAAGCCGAAGCUGCACACCGUCUGCUCCACCAUCCAGGAGGUGCGGAGGUGCACACGCCUUGAGAUGCCUGAUAACAUCCACACCUUCGUCCUCAAGGUCACCAACGCCACCGAUGUCCUGUUCGAGGCCGGGGAUGAGCAGCAGCUCAGCUCCUGGAUGGCUGAGAUCCGGGAGUGUGCGCGCAGAGGGUCCGAUAUGGGUGACCCCGAGCUCCUGGCAUGCCGACACCCCAACCCCGCGGCCAGCAGCCCCACCACCAGCCCCGACACCCUAAGCCAAGGGGCAACGCCAAGGGUCCCGGGGGAGGCGGCGGGGCCGAAGACGGAGCAGUUCCUCUCCUCCUGCCCCUGGUUCCACGGGCCCAUCUCCCGCGUGAAGGCAGCUCAGCUGGUGCAGCUCGGGGGGCUGGAGGGCCACGGCGUCUUCCUGGUGCGGCAGAGCGAGACGCGCCGCGGCGAGUACGUGCUCACCUUCAACUUCCAGGGCAGAGCAAAGCACCUGCGGCUGGCGCUGACGGAGCGGGGCCAGUGCCGCGUCCAACACCUCCGCUUCUCCUCCAUCGUGGAGAUGCUGCACCACUUCCAUCGCUAUCCCAUCCCGCUGGAGUGUGGGACGGCCUGCGACGUCCGUCUGUCCAGCUACGUCGUCGUCCUCCCGCAGCCCCAAGCUCCCGGCUCCGGCAGCACAGUCCCUCUUCCCCUGCCUGUUCCCAGCUGGAGCCCCGAAUUCAGCCUGACCCCCAUCGGCUCCUCUUGCCCUGACGAGACCCCCCCGGGUUCCCCGACGGAGCAGAUCUUCCACCUGGUGCCGCCGCCGGCCGAGCUGGCCCAGAGCCUGCGCCUCAGCGGGGCGACCGCGGCUCCCGGCUCCCGGCACCACGAUUCGGACUACGAGGCAGAGGCACCGGGCCGGGGCCACGUCCGUGCCAUCGACAACCAAUACACGCCGCUCUGACAGGUGCCCCGCCGGCACCAGGAUGCACUUUCACGUGGAGACAUCCUAGAGACCUUCCAGGUGUCCCAUCGAAAGAAAGAAUGUACCUAAUUUCUUCCUCUGGUUAGGGAUAAUUAUUAUAUUUUUAGGAGGAAGGGGGUAAUUUUUCACUCCAGUACGGGUGUUGCUCCCUCUCUUCGGCCUGUUAAAGGGCCUUUUAUUUUUAUUUUUUGUUGUUAUUAUAAAAGCUUUCUUGUUACUGUUUACACAUGCUGCUCCGGCCUGUGUCCCUCCGUGCCGAGCAUCGCGCCGUUGGGCUCAGUCUCCCGCCUGCCCCUCGCACCACAGCGCCCAGCAAAGGACAUGGGAGUCUCGUGUCACACCCGUAUCGCAGGAGAAAGGGAAAACAACCCGAGUGGAUUAUAAAUUCAUUGACCAGUUGCUGCUCCGGGCUGCGUGCAGGCAAAGACGAGCCCCAUCCUCCCGCCCCAGCACACGCUGCCACUGCCAAACCCUCCAGCAAAGCCCGACCUGUUGGAGCUGAGCUCCUGCGUUGGGCAGAGAUGACGAUCGCGAGCAGAGUUUGGGCUUUCAUUUUAGAUGAUAAGGCAAAAACUGGCUUUUCUUGCUCUUUUUCUUUUAACCCAGCACAGUUGCAGUCACUCCCUGCAACAGCCAGAAACGUACUUAUCCCAUUAGCCUUGCUAAUUAAGACGUGAACACUAACUGCUCCACCAUUAAUAAUGUCACCAGCUGAGAACUAACACCAAGGCUGACAGCAAACAACUCCUCCCAGUGACGGAGGCGUUUUAUGCCAGUGAGAGAAACAUUUUAGGUACAAAUCUGAAGUGAGUAUUUUUUUUUCCCCCCCCGAAACAUUUUUGCAUCAGCAGUUGCCUGCCCCGCUCUCACUUGCCUUUUGGUUUUCCCCCUAAAACACUGUGUGCCCAAGAGUUUGGUGAGAUUUAAAGCUAUGCAAGAGCCUCUCGCAGGUGAGGAGCUGCCAUCCCUGCCUGGAGGAGAAGCCUCAGAGCCCGCAGAGGGGCUGCACCCCCAAUGUGCCUUGGCUGGAGGAGGCCACUGGGGCAGCACCUCAAGGGCUGUAAUUAGCCACACUUUCUCUCGUUCUCAUCUUGCUUUAAAAGCUUUGGUGUGCACAGAGCAGGAUGUACCUCCCAUGGGAACAUGCAGCCAAUCCUUGGGGUGCGUGGCUGUGCCCCAAACCCCGCUGCUGUGUCCAGGCUCUGCUGCCGUCGGUGCCACCGAGCCCUGGCGCGGCUUUACCUGCUGGCAUUGGGGCAGCCGAGAGAGAGAGGAACUUCUUCUUAGAAGCUGCCGUUAUUUUAAGAAUAAGGAAGGGGCAGGAGCUGUUGCGACACGCCGGAGGGGAUGUUCAUAGCACUCAACUUCCAGAUUUCUCAGCACAGCCCGCACGGCACUCCCUGGGAUUUCGGAUGCAAAACUUGCCUUGAAAUUCCCUUAGAGAGUCUUUCAUUUUUAUUUUUCUUGAAAUUGCACUAGAGGUGGGAGAACUUCAGGACCAUUAAUAAUUAGGAAUUAAUUUGAAAGCAAGCAAAUAAAAAGCUCAGUGGAAGUUCAAUUUAGGGAGUUUUGGAUGAAUCCACCCUCUAGGCAAGGCUUUGCCAUCAAGGCAGCGUGUGGUGAGCAUGGUUGGUAGACAAAGCCGGAGGAGCCAAGCUCUGCUCAGGGUCGGGAAUGGAAGGGCAAGAUCCUGGCACUGGUGCGCAGGGCUGGGCCAGAAAGGGCUAAGAUACAGCACAGACAGGAGCCAGGAUGGAAAUACCCAGGGCCAAACACAGCACAGGGAGCAGCCGAGAGAGCACAGCUGGUUUUGUAAGUUAAUAGAGUAUGAGGGCUGGGAGAAAUGGGAUACCAUCGACUUAAGAAACCAUUCAGGAUUUGCAUUUUGUGCCUCAUCUCCUGCCCCAGCCCUCUCCCGGGCUGGCUUUGUGCAUUUAGAGCAGGCAACAUCUCUCUCCUGCCUUCCCCCGCCCUUUCUCAGUUUUAAAACAACUUGAAAAGGGAUGCACAGGGAGGAAUCCUGCAUUUCAGUGGAGACCAACAUUGUCUGGUGCUCAGCACAUGCUGUCACACACUUAUUCUUGAAACUGGAGCAUUAAGAGCAAAUUGCACUGCUCGGUGCUGCCAAACCCAGUGAGACUGCUGGAGAAACAAAGGCAGCCCUGUCCUCAGCUGGAGCUCCUCGGCUGGAUCCGCAUCCCUUUUUCCUCCCUAGACCAGCACAAAGGCUGCACCCAAUGGCAGGAGUGUGUGUAGCCGGGGCUGGUUUGUGCCAGGCAAGUCAGCUCUCUUCACGACUAAUAAAUGACUCCCCGUGGUCUUGCAUUUACAGGGAUGAAGAGGGAGAGGGGAGGAAGUGUAGCCCGAGUUGUGAGCCCCUUUGCCUGCUGGGUGCAUGGUUCUUGGAGCAUGCACGCCUUGGAAAACACUUGCACAUGCUAAAUCUUGCAAAGGUUAAAAAGCUGAUUUUAUUCCCGCUGCGCUCCAGGCAGCCCCAAAAGCUUAGGGGGGGCUCGUCCAAAUCACCCAAUGCUCAGAGCAUCUGCAACAAAGAAUGGGCUGGGAAAAGGGGUCGCCAGGCACAGCCCAUGCCAGAUGAAUCGGAUGCUGCUGCUGCGAUGGGCUGUUCGAGGUGCCGGGCUUAUUGUCCGAGUGCAAACAAUCGAACAUGCACACACGCACACGUGGUAUUUUUAACCUGCAGUUUAAUAGCAAGAGGUUUCCCUGUAGUUUAAAUGGAAAUUGCUGUGCUGGAUUAGCAAAAUAUACAUUGAAUUCAUUAUCGUCCCGUCAGCCACUUCACCUGGGCAAACAAACUCGGGUGGAUGUGAACGCCUGUUUUCCCUACUGGAGCAGUGGGAAAGUUGCUUGGAUUAUUUAAUAGAGUUAUUUCCUUCUCAGACCUCCCCAACAAGGGAGCCAAGGGCCGGGCAGCCUCCAGCCCCACCGUUGCCCUCUAUUAGUUCUCUGCUCUGCUGCAGUAUGAACCCACUGGGGUCCUGACUCCGGCUGCACUGGGACCUGAGCAGUUUUGGGGCUGUUUCCCCGGCUCUUGGAAGGCUGAGUUUGAAAUCUCGUUCCUCCUAGAAAGCAUCUGGCUCGCGACACAGGUCAGAACCUGACAGGCAGCCCCACCUCCGCUCCUGCCAGCACACAUUAAUCCCGCCUGUAAGGUACUCUUUAUUCCAGUAGCAGGCAAAGAGCAUUAAGUCAUUCCAUUAGAAAGAUAUAGGAAUAUAAGCAACUGAAGGAAUUUAUAUAUUCUGAACAUUGGGAAAAGAGUUUUGAGUGGAGGGGAAGCCAAGGGAAGAACCCCCGGCACAGUGGCGUGCCGCAGGUAGAGCUGCCGCCUGGCUCCCAUGGAGGAAAACAGCAUUUCUUAGAGUUGAAAUAAAGUUGGAUGUGGCGACCAAGGUCCCAGCUUGUGCCCCGGCCCUGGAGAUGGGCACGUGCAACAGGAGCUUGGAUCCAACACAACAAAGCCUCGACCCCUCCGGCAGCGAUGCCGGGUGCCUUUGGUGAGGCUCUUUAGGGAGGGAAGCCCCAUCUCAGCCAGCUACUCAGAACAGUUUUUGGCAAUAAAGAUGCAAACCAGGCAGUGCCUUAACUUUCUCUGACAGCAGGGACCUGGCUUAGCGCAUAAUCUAAGGCUUGGAUCCAGCCAGAACUUCUCCACCUUAUGCUUCGGAAAACAGAUGCUGUUUGCUGACAGACCCUCCCUAGCAGUGGGUUUCGUGUAUCCCUGUGGGUUCUGAAGAGGUUCAUGACAUGAAGCGUUAUUUAAAUCUCUUCCUCCCUCCCUCCUGCAUCCCAGCCCUGAGGAACAGCACCAGCUCUCCAGAGCAGGUUACCAAACACUGGCACCACAAUUCCCUCACUGAUGGGUUUUCCAUCAGAACUAUUUUGGGGGAAAGCUUCUAGGAAGAGGUCCAGAGGGAGGCUGAAACUAAUUUCUUCCAGCCUCCAGCCCGCAGAACACUGCUGUCACCCAAACAAUGCAGUUUAACAAACAGAUAAAGCUUCAAAUCUUGACUAACAGGUUCAAAUAUUCCAAGUUUUAAUUUAAGAUUGUUCGAUGCAAACAGACCCAAUCUUCACCAGCAACUACCGGAGGCAGGGAGGCGACUGCACAUUCUCUAACUCAGCCUUUAGCAGGAUGAUUAAAGCCAACAGUUUGUUGGAUGAAAAACAUAUUAAUUUGAAAGUUCUACUUCUCACCUGCACAGAAGAGUUCUUCAUGUAUAGGAUUUUCUAUGUGUUGUUUCUGUAUGUACUGUACAAGUAACUUAUUAUUGAAUAAUGCAAUUUUACCAUAAUAUAAAAGAAAAUCUGCUCUAAAUAAACUGUUUUUAGAACUUGUUUCUCACUUUUCUAGUCUUUAGUCUGACGCUCUAGGUGCCUGGAUACCAUUUUAACAGGUACUGAAUUAAUGGCUGCCAAAAUACAGAAACUCUUCCCUCAGGAAGGAAAAGCAAACCCAUAGCUUGUGUGAGUCAUGGAAUCACUUGGUUGGAAAAG